This is a messenger RNA of Mya arenaria, 2696 nucleotides long. RefSeq lists its product as uncharacterized. NCBI's taxonomy places the organism in Eukaryota, Metazoa, Mollusca, Bivalvia, Myida, Myidae. The record is from RefSeq and is a predicted model, not a curated record. The coding region runs from base 883 to 2085 and encodes 400 amino acids. The transcript has a single exon.
AUUGAGGCCAUACUAUACAGGUUAUAGAGAUUUGAUGUGCACAUGUGUGGCUGAAAAUCGUUGCACAACGAAAUAGUUCAAGAUGUAUACGGAAUACCUUAAAUAGAACAGCACGUGGACAGAACACCAUAGUUGUUUGGAGUUGCACAACGAAAUAGUCAAACACGUGUACGGAAUACCUUAGUUGUUUUGUUUAACACGUGUAUGGAAUACCUUAGUUGUUUUGAGUUGUACAACGAAAUAGAUCAACACGUGUACGGAAUAAAUUUAAGUUAGUUGUUUGGAGUUGCACAACAAAAUAGCUAAAUACAUGUAUGGAAUAGCUGAAAUGUUUGGAGUUGCAUAAAGAAAUAGUUUAACACGUUCACGGAAUACCUUAGUUGUUUGGAGUGCAUGUACAUAGCGCAUUACGCGUACAGACUGUGACAGCUUAACAUUGAAGUUGUCUGACGUUUUUAACUCCUUAAUUUGUUAAAGACAAAAACGACUAUCAGUGAACUAUGAUUAUACUAUAGUAGGGAAGUUUGGGUUCAAUUUGGACUUGAAGCGGUAUAACAACGUUGCAAAACUUUUAAACUGAACAAAAUGAAUGUCAGACAGGAUAAAUAUCUUACAUGAAACAAUUCUCAGAGGUUUUACAGACGAUAAACAGAUAUUGAGAUGGUUAUUCAAUACGCUUAUACAUCAAAUCUUAUCCUGAAGUGGACCAUCAAUCAAAAACACUUUAUACGAGCAUCCGGGUUGUAAUUAAACGCCUGUCCAUUUUAUCUUAGCCUUAAACUGACUGAAUGUUGUACGAUAACGUACUGCUAAUAUAGUGCAAUCUUAAGUAGAUAUGGAAAUUAAAUUGAAACAUUUUCCCGUUGUCGAUCACUGAAAUUCAUGAGAGCUGAUACUGGGAGUCAUUGGAAUGUAUGUAACAUGUUUAGAAACAAACGCAAUUUUAAAGCUUUUGCUUUUAUUCUUAUAACGUGUGUGAUAUAUUUGUGCAUAAAAAGAAUGCCAUACAACACUUAUUCGCCGGUUUUGUUCAAUUCUUGCAACAUCACGGCUUUAGAUCCAUGGGACGAAUCGCUAAGGCCAUUUUUGAAAAAGCCGUUACGUCUUCCAUGUGAAGAAAAAUACGAGUUAUUUUACUUCCGCUCUGACGGACAGCUGUAUAUGAACACGUCAGUUGCGGACAAACACGGUCUCGAACUUUCAACCCAGGAGUGUUGGUUUCAAGUCAUUCGGAGAAUGGAUGGGGACUUACUCUUAAAGAUGUUGCCACGGCAACAAUUGCAACUUCCGAUGGAGAUUCGCGGCCAUAUAUUCCGUGUCACGUGCAAUGAACGUGGGAACAAUAUGACAAUAUAUGAUAUGGCACAUUUUAAUCCUUUCUUCAACGAAUAUGCAAAACGUGACUCCAAAAUAGAAGCUGAAACUGCCAGAAAGCCAAGCAUUAUUAUAUUUGGGUUAGAUUCAGUGUCAAGGUCACAUGCAAUUAGAAACUUACCAAAGUCAUACGCGUAUUUGCGUGAUAAACUCCACAGUGAUGAUUUGGAAGGGUUCAGGAAAGUUGGUGAAAAUACAUUUCCUAACAUUGUCCCUCUGUUAACAGGAAAGAGUCAGUCGUGGUUCCCACACAUUUUUCACCUCCGUAUGCAUACAGACUCUAUGCCUUUCCUGUGGAAUGAGUCACCAGCGGAAACUAUGGCGACAUUCUUUGCUGAGGACAGACCGGAUAUAUCUACCUUUAACUUCAUGAAAAGCGGAUUCAAGAAAAUUCCGACUGAUUUUUAUUUUCGUCCGUACACAUUGGCCAUGAAUGAAUUCGAACCGGUUUUCGGCAAAAAAUUGGGAAAACCUACGUGGGAUUGCUAUGGAAACAGAAACCAUUUCGAAAUUGAAAUUGAUUAUCUGAAAAGCUUUUUGCAGAAAUACAACAAGAGACGCAAAUUCGCCUUCUUCUGGUCAAAUCAAGUCGGACACGAACAUUUUACAUCCGUGAGUAGAGGUGAUGAACCGUUUCUAGAUUUUCUAAGGUGGAUGGUGUCUGAAACGGAUAUGAGAAACACCAUAUUUAUAGUGCUCAGUGACCAGUGACAGACUUCACUCUAUUAUUUCCCUAUUUAAUAAAGAGUAAACUAUAUCGGAAAAACCCCCAGAUUGAACUAGCCCCUGUACUGCUACCCGCUGUCGCACUUGAACAAAACUAUGAGAAUGCAGGUUGAUUUUUAUCAUCGGAGUUAGUCCAUAUCACUCAGAUUUGUUUUUCAAAUAAACAACAUAUUAUAUUCUGAAAAUAAAUAGCAAACAACAUUCGACAUUUAAUGCCACGCUUAUAUGACAAACGACAUUAUUUUUAUGCAAUCUUAAAUUAAGCAUGAUUUGAUUUCAGAAUUUUUUCACGAGUUAUAGCUAUUGUAAUGGCAUGCUCACUUAACAAAAAAAUAUUUUAUUGUUUACUUAACACGUAUCUUAAUUAAUAUCAAACACUCGGUACUGGUAGUAUUGAAUAUGAAAAGCACGCAUAUUACAUUGUUAACGUGCCUGAUAAAUGUGCACUGACGUAUGAUUCGGACAGCAAAACAAUAUUUGUUUUCAAUGAGCCAGGUAAAUAACACGUACCCAUGUAAAGUAUAUUUAUAAUAUUUACGACAUGUUAUCAAUAUGUCAUGAACACUGAAAUUGGGGAUUGCCAACUGCGACAUAGA